Messenger RNA from Olea europaea var. sylvestris, 1054 nucleotides. Its product is annotated as xyloglucan endotransglucosylase/hydrolase protein 24-like. The transcript has 3 exons. Gene Ontology annotation, molecular function: xyloglucan:xyloglucosyl transferase activity; hydrolase activity, hydrolyzing O-glycosyl compounds. The record is from RefSeq and is a predicted model, not a curated record. NCBI's taxonomy places the organism in Eukaryota, Viridiplantae, Streptophyta, Magnoliopsida, Lamiales, Oleaceae. Bases 66 to 941 code for a protein of 291 amino acids. Gene Ontology annotation, biological process: xyloglucan metabolic process; cell wall biogenesis. Gene Ontology annotation, cellular component: apoplast; cell wall.
AAAUUCUCUCUCUCUCUCUCUUUCUCUCUCUAUAUCGCUUUCUCACUGUAAAUUUGAGGAAAAAAAUGUUAUCUUUAUGCUCUGCAAUGAUCCAACUCUCAAUAUUAUUAUUUAUUACUUUUCUAAUGGCGGCCUCAGCUGGUAACUUUUACCAAGAUGUCGACCUCACUUGGGGCGAUCAACGAGGCAAGAUUCUCAAUGGCGGCCAAGAUCUUACCUUAUCCCUUGACAAAAAUUCUGGUUCGGGUUUUCAAUCCAAAAAUCAGUUCUUUUUGGGAAGAUUUGACAUGCAACUGAAGCUCGUACCCGGAAAUUCAGCUGGAACUGUUACAACAUAUUAUUUAUCUUCUCAAGGAACUCAACACGAUGAGAUUGAUUUUGAGUUUCUUGGAAAUGUUUCUGGCCAGCCAUAUACAGUUCAUACCAAUGUUUAUUCCCAGGGAAAUGGCAAUAAAGAACAACAGUUUCGCCUUUGGUUCGAUCCCACUACAUCUUUCCACACAUAUUCUGUUGUUUGGAAUACACAACGCAUUAUUUUCUUGGUGGAUAGUAUCCCUAUAAGAGUAUUUACCAACCAUGAAGCCAUUGGGGUUCCAUAUCCCAAGAGCCAACCCAUGAGGGUAUAUUGUAGUUUAUGGAAUGCAGACGAUUGGGCAACACAAGGUGGGACGGUCAAGACUGAUUGGACAAAAGCUCCAUUUAUUGCCUCCUACAGAAAUUUCAAUGCAAAUGGUUGCGUAUCGGGAUCACCCGGCACAUCUUGUGUUUCGAAAACUGGUGAACCUUUAAACAAUGAAGCUUGGCAAACUCUGGCGCUUGAUGCCAAUGGGAGGAAUAGGCUGCGAUGGGUACAAGAAAAGUAUAUGAUAUAUAAUUAUUGUACUGAUGUUCAAAGGUUUCCUCAAGGACUUCCACCUGAAUGCAAGCGUUCAAGGUUCUAGGAUUAAUUUUCUUGGCGUAAAUAUAUUUUCUUCGUUUGUAAACUGCAAUUUUGCCAAAUUCUUUGUUUCUAUGCUGCAAAAGAUCUGAAUAAAAACUUCAUAUUUUUCUUUUA